Molecule: messenger RNA, 2624 nt
Organism: Hippocampus comes (tiger tail seahorse)
Lineage: Eukaryota; Metazoa; Chordata; Actinopteri; Syngnathiformes; Syngnathidae
Gene: rassf2a
Product: Ras association domain family member 2a
Exons: 10
Coding region: 348-1331 (327 amino acids)
Biological process (GO): regulation of non-canonical NF-kappaB signal transduction; signal transduction; positive regulation of JNK cascade
Cellular component (GO): cytoplasm; nucleus
Source: RefSeq, a predicted model, not a curated record
UGCUGGUCUCGUCCAUUGUUCUAAGAGGCUUCCAUUCAAGUGUGAGCGAGUCUCGUGCACAAUAGACUCGUUGGGGGGCGCCGCGCCGUGAUUGGCUGCCAGGGAGGCGCGAGCGAGCUCCGUCGCCCGCCACGACAGAUGUACUCUCUCUGUCCGUGUCGGAGUCUGAGCCCCAUAAGGCGGGCAGACCGAGCAACGGCGACCGUGGGCGGACGAACCGAGAGCCGACCACAGUCAGUUCAACCGGCGACUCCCAGCAACACGACCACGGGAGAGAAACGGAACACAAACCGUUGACGUCGCCGACAACGUCCCCGGAGUUUAGGCUCCUCUCAUGCAGUGUGACCAUGGAUGGCAUUCACAAUGGGGUUCAGGUCGGCGAGAACAAGUUCAUCAGCAAGGCAACCAUCCUCUCGCAUCUGAAAAUAUACAACCUCUACUAUGAAGGACAGAAUCUACAGCUCAGACACAGAGAGGAAGAGGGGGAGCUGAUUGUGGAGGGCCUGUUGAACAUCUUUUGGGGCCUGCGCCGUCCAAUCAGGCUUCAGAUGCAGGACGACCACGAGCGCAUCCGACCUCCUCCAUCCUCUACAUCCUGGCACUCGGGUUGCAUUCUGGACAGUCAAGGCUCCCCAAACAGCGCAGACAGUCAACAAACGCCACAUGUGACUCCGCCCACUGUGGUGGUGACGUCGCCUGACAACAACUCGGAAGACAACGGUGAGAUGGAGGAGCAUGCUGAAGAGGACAGUGAGACCUCAGCUCAGCUACUUAGAACCAAGAGUGAUGCCGGAAUUCUAAGGCGAGUCCACCGCCGCUCCCCCAGCGACCAGAGGAAGAUCCGACGCCAUCGCUUUUCCAUCAACGGACACUUUUACAACCACAAGACAGCCGUGUUCACGCCUGCUUUCGGCUCAGUGACCAACGUUCGCAUCAACAGCUGCAUGACGACACCUCAGGUGCUCAGAGUUCUCCUCAACAAGUUUAAAAUUGAAAACAGCCCGGAUGACUUUGCACUCUACCUCGUCCAUGCAAGUGGGGAGCGAGCGAAGCUGAAGCGCAGUGACUUCCCUCUGGUUUUGAGAGUGAUGCAAGGUCCGUGUGAGCAGGUGUGCAAACUCUUCCUCAUGGAGGAGGACCUGGGAGAAGAAGUCACAUAUGAUGUGGCGCAGUAUAUCAAGUUUGAGAUGCCCGUGCUGCAGAGCUUCAUCACCAAGCUGAAGGAGGAGGAAGACAGAGAGGUGCAGAAGCUGAGGAGAAGGUACAACGUCCUACGCUGCAUCAUAGAGAAGCAGCUCGGCUGUCUGCCAGAAGGCCCCGCAUGCAUGUGAACACCAGCAACCACCAGCAGCAUCACGUCGAAGUGUCCGGACGACUACAAGCUUCAAACACACGAGACGAGGACGCCAUCUUGAUGUGUCUGCUCUGGGUGGCGCAGACAGCAGGUUACAUUGUGUGCCGGCAUGAUACAACACAGUGUGACUCAGGGAAGCUGACAAACCGAUUGGCUGGUCAUCCAUUUUCUAUAGCGCAUUGUCCUCAUUCGGGUCGCAUGUGAGCUGCAGACGAUUCCAGCUGACUUUGGGUCAGAGGUAAGGUACACCCGGGACUGGGCGCUAGCCAAUCACAGGGCACGUGUAGACAAACAACCACUCACUCUCCAUUGAGAGUCCUCAAAGAACGUCACCGAAUGAACCUGCCUGACCUCUCAACUGCGACCCGGACACGUUAACCACGGGGCUAUGGCGCCACCCACACUGUCUCAUGUCCAUUUAAAGCACAAGCAUCAUGUCAUGCUUUUCGUCAAGUGCCUGCUCAAAACUCACAAAGCACAAACGAAGAACUUUGAUCAUGUUUCCUCUACGUACAAAUCAAAUGAUGAGCACAAAGGCCAAAAGACUCCUUCUGUACCCACAAUGCACUUAGGGCAUUUUUGUUCGCUACUGCCGGUGGCGGAGUGGUUUACUCUCCACUUAUAGGUACUCCAAACAGGACACGUCAUUCAUCACAUCCCACGUACGGAUACGAAUGUCAUGUCGACAUGUUCAAAGCACAGCAAAAGACUUUUGAGGGCUGUUAUUUUAAGCCUGCAUGGUGCACAACACAAGAUCGCUUGUGUCUGCUUGUCUCUGUUGUUACUGUUUUCCGUUGUUAAUGUGUGCGUGAUCCACACGGCUUAUAUGCACACGCAGAGCCUGAGUGGAAGUAGGUCAGUGAAGAGUGAAAGCGGCGCACACAAAGACGCCAUCGUGUUGCGUCCCGCGUGUCUGUUACUCCAGAAAUAUUUGCCCACUGGUGACACCGUGAAAGCCGCUGCAAGGUGUCUACUGCACUCUCUGUGUCGCUGUAGGAAGUCUUUCGGUGAUCUUGUAGUUUUCUUUUUGACCCGUAGUUUACUGUGUCGUACUUACAGAGUCCAUGCAAAUGUCUGUAUGUCAUUCUGAGAAUGUGCAUGCUUUGUUUCAGACUUUUUUUUGACUGCUUUUUUUUUUUUACGACUUCUUAGGCAGAGCUAUGAAAUAUUUUAAUCCUUCACAUGGGAACAACUCAUGCUGAUGUGAAAAUGUUGGGCCGGGUGGUGUUGUAUAAUGAUUGUAAUUUAAUUAAAAAGAGAUUUUAGAGAA